UCCGUUGGGGAGCGGGAGGGGCAGCACGCGCGGCGGGGCCGUUAAAAGCCUUGCCGCCCGCCCGCGCGCUCAGUCAGCGGGGCCGCCGCGCGGCCGCCGGGCGUCAGCGAUGCUGGAGAAUGGCUCUCUGAGGAACUGCUGCGAUUCGGGCGGGAGGGGUCACUUCGGCUCGGCGGAGCGGGAGGCGGCGGCGGGAGGCGCCCCGCGGCCCGCCUGGGUGGUGACGGCUCUCUCCAGCGUGCUGAUCUUCACCACAGUGGUGGACAUUUUGGGCAACCUGCUGGUCAUCGUGUCCGUCUUCAAGAACCGCAAGCUCAGGAACUCAGGUAAUGCAUUUGUGGUGAGCCUGGCUUUGGCUGAUUUGGUGGUGGCCUUGUAUCCAUACCCACUGGUGCUCUUAGCUAUUUUCCACAAUGGAUGGACUUUGGGUGAAAUGCACUGUAAAGUGAGCGGCUUUGUGAUGGGACUAAGUGUAAUAGGCUCUAUUUUCAACAUCACUGCAAUUGCAAUAAACCGAUAUUGCUAUAUAUGUCAUAGCUUUGCCUAUGACAAAGUGUAUAGCUGUUGGAACACAAUGCUCUAUGUCUCCUUAAUCUGGGUGUUAACAGUAAUUGCGACUGUGCCAAAUUUUUUUGUUGGCUCCUUAAAGUAUGAUCCACGCAUCUAUUCAUGCACAUUUGUUCAGACUGCGAGCUCCUACUAUACAAUUGCAGUUGUGGUAAUUCAUUUCAUCGUCCCUAUCACUGUUGUGAGCUUCUGCUACCUUCGAAUUUGGGUCUUAGUGCUUCAAGUUAGAAGACGAGUCAAGUCAGAAACAAAGCCAAGACUGAAACCAAGUGACUUCAGAAACUUUCUUACCAUGUUUGUGGUUUUUGUGAUUUUUGCCUUUUGCUGGGCACCUCUAAACUUCAUAGGACUGGCUGUAGCCAUCAAUCCUUCAGAAAUGGCACCAAAAGUUCCUGAAUGGUUAUUCAUUAUAAGCUACUUCAUGGCCUAUUUCAACAGCUGCCUUAAUGCAAUAAUAUAUGGACUUCUUAACCAGAAUUUCCGGAAUGAAUACAAACGUAUUUUAAUGUCACUGUGGAUGCCCAGGCUUUUCUUCCAGGACACAUCCAAAGGAGGAACUGAUGGACAGAAGAGCAAGCCUUCUCCUGCUUUAAACAACAAUGACCAAAUGAAAACUGAUACCUUGUAAAGGGGUGAUGGUUAAUGCAAAAGUUUGUCAUGGAGAGCUCCAAUGAUAGAGUUGCAAUGUUCUAGUCAUUAUUGGUUACUCUGGGGGACUUGCCAUUUGGAUGGCACUUUGUGACUGGAAUACUGUCUUCUUGGUAAAGCACAUUGCUCACAAUUCAUAAUUUAUACAAGAUAUCAAGAGAAAACACAUUUCAAAAUUAAAGCAGCAGAUGAGUGCAAACUAUUUUGUUUUUGAGAGUUGAAUUCUACUUCAAGGCACAUGAGGCAUGUUUUCACUCCAGUAGGAACCAUGCAUGCUUUGUCCAAGGUCAGGAUUCAGUUCUCAGGAGAUGCAGUGAAAAGAUGCAGUGAAGGUACUUGUCUAUGGGCACAGCAGCUCAUCAAGGCUGCAGAGUGAUAUUUUAUGUUCAGUGAUACAGAGCCAAAAUCUUGUCAGUGGUGCCCAGUGCCAGGACAAGAGGCAAUGGAUACACACUGGAACACAGGAGGUUCCCUCUGAACGCCAGAAGCACUUCUGUUCUGUGCAGAUGAUGGAGCACUGGCACAGGUUGCCCACAGAGGCUGUGCGGUCUGCUCCUUGGAGAUUUUCCAGAGCUGCUCGGAGAUGAUCCCAGGCACCCUGCUCUGUGUGUCCCUGCUUGAGUAGCAUUUGCAUCAGAUGGACCCAGAGGUCCUUUACCACUUCCACCAUUCUGUGAUUCUAAGAGAGGGUGAAUCAGAUACUCAGUUUUCCAUAAAUAAGACAAUUAUCAGAUUUCUGUGCAAGUACUGGUGGCAGUAGCAGUGUCUAUGAAUCAAACUUAUGAAUUGAAAAGAUUAGAGUUGGUAUGAAAGUAAAUAUUAACAUCAAAGCCUUUCCUGACCAGUUUUUUCUUACUUGCAUAUAUUGUAUUUCCCAUCUCAGUGUAUUUAGUCUUCUCUCAUCUAUCUUAUGAUAGAGAAUGUUAAAUAAUACAAAUAUUUUACUUCUUACAUAUGUACUUUAGGCAAAAUUCUUUCUUUUAGAGAAGACUGAAUUUUCAUUUUGUUCCAUUUAUUUACUUCAAAGUGUACAACUAAAGUAAUUUGAUUCACUUUAACAUUAUUGACACAUUUUCAACAGGCUGGAAAUUGUGGCAUACGUCCUGUAGUAAUCUGGAAAGGCAAUUGGACACCAGGCAUGAUAGCUCAGAUUGUCUCAAAUGACAGUAGACACCAGUGAGCGACCGAAUGAAAAAAUCCUUUUAACUGUAAUGGCAGCUGACGUACUUGCCUCACAUGUAGACAUCUAGUCUUGAAUAAAAUCCACCUUUAGUGUCUACUCUAAUGUAACCUUCAACCUUCCCUAUGUAGUUAGUAGAGAUAGGAUUCCUUUCAUCUAUUAUAAUCAUGCAUCCAAAGAUGGGAUGAAUUGUUCCACGGUGGUGCUGGUCUCAUUGACUGUGGAAGAAUUAUUUACUAGUUCAAACUAGUAAAGUUUGGGUAGCUGUAUCAGGAUUUAUCUUGCCUAAUUUGGGAUGUCUCCAGCGUAGGUGUUGGUACACAUUUAUGUUUCUAAACUCCCACUGCCGUCCAUGGAGGCCUAGAAAGUAAUUCAUUUUUUCUUGAAAUAGCCUUCCUUAUUGGUCAGAGGAACUGACUGACAGACCUCACAAUGUCUUCAUUGACUGUAACUGAGAUCAGUUAGCUCAUGCGUAAACACAUUUCAGACAAAGAUAGGUAAUCUCCAUCCCAUCAUUAGUGUACCUAAAGUUCAUAUUUACACAGUUCAUAUAAUGAAAUGAUGAUUUUGAGCUUUCUUUUCAAACUCAGCUCAAAUUUAUAUCGGAUUUUGCCUUUUUCAGGUAACAGUGACUAUACAGGUUAGGUUAUAGAGUGCAUUAUACCUCACAUCAUCACAGUCACUUACACAAUGUGAUUUGCAUUAUCUCAAAAUCAGAUGAGGGGUCUGUGUGCAAGAUUUAUCAUUAGUUCUGAAAUGCACAUUACUCUUAGGAGCACACAUGAGGGGAAAGGCAAGAGGCCAAUCAGCUUUUCUCUCCAUUUCAGGUAUUGAAACAGGAAAGGGAGGAAUUCAGCCUGCUGUCACACUCCAGUUUGUGUUUCCUGGCCUGGCUGUUGUGAAAAAUAUUUCUGUAGUAGUUAAUUUGUGCAUCAAAUAUACUGCUCCCAAAGAUGUAAAGAUAUUAAACAUAGUCAAUUUGUUACACAUAUAGAAAAACUUCAAGGAACCAUUGUAUUUUAACUGUUUUACUUGCUUGCCAAAAGUUUUAGCUGCAGCAACGUAACAAAUGUGAUGAUUCUUCUAGUUUCAUUCAUGUUAACCAGCUAAUUUCUGAUGAUUUCUGAAGUUCAGUACCCUAGGCCUCAUAAAGUAGUAGCCUGAUGAGCACUGAAAAGUCUGAACAGGGAUAUGAGAGAUGUAAAUAUUUUCUCUACAUCACAAGUCUAGGGAUUUAGUUAAUCCACUAGCAGUAGUAGUUAAACAGUUAGGACCUAUGGUUAUUUUACAGGUAAAUUCAGAAACUUCAAUGGGACAAAUUUAGCCUAGUCAUAAAAAUACCAUGGCUAAAAGAAUCAGUCACUAAGAUUAAGUACUUUGAACACAGUUUUGUAAGUCUGGCAGUUAUAAUUUUUGUAUGUACUGUUUUUGCUUAAUACCCCCAAAUUAAUGGCCUGAAGAAAGAACUAAUAUACCUGAUAUACCUAUAUAACAUAAUAAUAAUAUACCUAAUGUACAUGAAACUUGUCCCAGAGGAAAUAAGAAGUUUCAAGAGUCUUGAAAACUUGCAGGAAAGGACAUCAAGUUUUCUUCACUGACGACACGGCUUUUUCCAACUUCUCUGAGUAUUCAAAUCUGUAACCUGAAAGUCAAAAUUUGUUGUCUGACUUGCACAUAAAUUACUCUUAGAAGUGAACUGAUCACUCUUGGUUUAUCACUUGAUAAAUCAGAAAAGUCCAAAACUUUUAUCAAACUCCUAAUGUUGUUUUAGCUCAAUAAAACAAAUUUAAACAUUAUAACCAACUGCUUAACUGUAGAAGUGAGCAGCUAUCAUUCUGCAUAUUCAUGGGAAGCAAAUCCGAAGUUUUUAUGAAGUUAUUUU
Molecule: messenger RNA, 4277 nt
Organism: Numida meleagris (helmeted guineafowl)
Lineage: Eukaryota; Metazoa; Chordata; Aves; Galliformes; Numididae
Gene: MTNR1B
Product: melatonin receptor 1B
Exons: 2
Coding region: 110-1195 (361 amino acids)
Biological process (GO): G protein-coupled receptor signaling pathway
Cellular component (GO): membrane
Molecular function (GO): melatonin receptor activity
Source: RefSeq, a predicted model, not a curated record